This is a messenger RNA of Phodopus roborovskii (desert hamster), 1219 nucleotides long. RefSeq names its product chromosome unknown C9orf50 homolog (gene CUNH9orf50). The record is from RefSeq and is a predicted model, not a curated record. NCBI's taxonomy places the organism in Eukaryota, Metazoa, Chordata, Mammalia, Rodentia, Cricetidae. The transcript is spliced from 7 exons. Bases 1 to 1116 code for a protein of 371 amino acids.
AUGUACCGGCGCCAGGCCGCAGCGGGGACCCCGGUCUACGAGCCCAAAGGGUGUCCCGACAGGGCUGCCCCACGCUGCUCCGCUCCGCUGUUCCCCCAAUUGCCCACGCCCGACUCCCGAACGGAACGAGGCUCAGCCGGCGCGUGGUGGCAGGACCGUGAGCGUCUGCCCUACUUGUCCCCCGGGGUCCCGUAUGGGCCGCGGGGCCGCGGGACCAUGAGAGCGCUGCUGCUGCCGCCGCUGCUACCGUCCAGCACGGCCCGGAGGGCGGGGGUCCGGGGAGCACGGCAGCCGGCGGCCCGUGAGAACCCAGACUCCUUGAGCACGCUGCUGGGGCAGUUUCUGCCCAUCAAAUUCCGUGACUUCUUGCACCAGCUGCGCGCCAAGUGCACGGAGUCCGAGGAGCACCCACCCUCAGCGCCACAGUACCCCAAGGGUGCAUCAGAGCACUCCCUAGGUUUGCGCUGUCCCAGCUGCUCAUUCCUCCCAGACCUGUGGGACCAAUCAUUGCACUCAGAGGACAGUCUUAGAGAGAAGCCUACCCUGGGGCUCCCAAGAGGCGAAUUUGUCACAGCCAGAAAGGCUAACCCCCCCACUGGAGAAGGCUUAAGGCCUCGCAGACGCUAUUGUCCUUUCCGAGUUCGAUUUGCAGACGAGACCUUGCAGGACACAGCACUCCGCUACUGGGAGCGCAACCGUGCAGUCCGACAGAAUAUCUUUCCAUGUGAGCAGACGGCUUUGCCUGCUGUGUCUGUGUCAGAGCGGGUGCUUGGGAGUGUUGGGAGAUGGCUGGAGAGUCUGCCCAGAGCCCUGCGUCCCAGGGCCCAAGAUACUGUGGCCGGCUCCUCAUGCUGGAACUGCCCCCGAGUGUCAGCUCAGGAACCACAGCUCUACUUUUCUGAGGAUGCCACCAUGAGCAGCCGCCUACCCUUCAUCUCCAGGGCCACCACCACAAGGCCACGGGGAGGCCUCAGGACCUUCCUUGACACCCCAAACAGUGUGGAGCAGGAGUCCUUUCUGCCCAGCUUGGUGCUGCAGUCCGUCCUGAAGCGAGGCCGCCCUAAGGGCUACCGGCUCCUCCUGCCACCCACAAACCGGCAGCAGACUGAGAGGUGACUGCCUGCUGGAGCCCCAACCCAGGGGUGUACCCAGACCAGGCAGUGAGAGGAGUGCUCUCUUGACCUACAAAUAAACAGACCUCCCAGGUGGCUGAGAUGGA